AUGGAUCCAGUGGCGAAAGAUCAUACGCAAGAAAUUCCUAGCGCAGGACGGCGGUCUCUAGUAGGAUCGAGCGCUUCCUUCCGGGAUGAGGGAUCUCAAGCAUUUCGCUACAAUGAUGGCGACGAAGACGAUCAAAGCUUAAAGGAUGACGAAGCUGAUUUCAUCAAUCGACUUUUUACAACUGUUGACGCACCGUGCCGAGGCGUUUCCAUGUGCCACACAAGCUUUGAGGACAAGCUCGACCUUUUUUCGCACUGCCGGCAACCGCUUGAUUUCUGGUCAUUUCUUCGUAAACACAAUACUCAUAACGGGACGGGUGUUGAGAUGAUGCCCGCUGGUACCUACGUCGUUCCCACUUUUUGUGAGUAUUGCGGGGCCUCCCAUACUUCGCAAUGUAAGCCCAACUGUGGUCGCCCUCCUUUAUUUUUUGCGAAAAAGCGACCGCCAUUCCAAAAACCAGACUCGAAACGGUGGAAUUCCGAAACAGACGAGGAGAUUGCCCCUCAAGUGUCACGCAGUGUUCAAACAACUAAGAGCUGGGUAGCAGGUUUGUUUGGAGGGAAAGGAGCCAGCUGA
Molecule: messenger RNA, 576 nt
Organism: Phaeodactylum tricornutum CCAP 1055/1
Lineage: Eukaryota; Bacillariophyta; Bacillariophyceae; Surirellales; Neidiaceae
Exons: 2
Coding region: 1-576 (191 amino acids)
Source: RefSeq, a predicted model, not a curated record